Messenger RNA from Myotis lucifugus (little brown bat), 18030 nucleotides. It is a transcript of the gene TNRC6B, whose product is annotated as trinucleotide repeat containing 6B. Gene Ontology annotation, biological process: miRNA-mediated post-transcriptional gene silencing; positive regulation of nuclear-transcribed mRNA poly(A) tail shortening. Gene Ontology annotation, molecular function: nucleic acid binding. The record is from RefSeq and is a predicted model, not a curated record. Bases 320 to 5914 code for a protein of 1864 amino acids. Lineage: Eukaryota; Metazoa; Chordata; Mammalia; Chiroptera; Vespertilionidae. Gene Ontology annotation, cellular component: nucleoplasm; P-body. The transcript has 26 exons.
GGGGAAAGUUUGUUUAUUUUGUUUUAGUUUCUGGGGUCCCCGUGUGUCUGGGAGGUGAAGCGGGAGGGACUGACCCCCGUUCUCCUCGGUCCUCCUACUACGUCGCUUCCAAAGCCAGCGGAGGAGCGGGGACCGCGCGAAUCGCAGCGCAUCGCCUCACAGCGGAACGCCGCGCACUCGGAACCGGCACGGCUCGGCGGGUUUUGGUUUUUGCACUGAAUGUAGUCUAGAUUCAUCUUCACGGGCGUGUGUUGCCCCAGGAUACUGUCAAAGGCAGUAUUUGUGUGUUUCUGCAGAGUUUUGCACAGAGUCUGUUCCCAUGCAAACCAAUGAGGGAGAAGUAUCGGAAGAAAGCGGUUCCAAGGUGGAACAGGAGGAUUUUGUAAUGGAAGGGCAUGGCAAGACUCCACCUCCUGGUGAAGAAAGCAAACAAGAGAAGGAGCAAGAAAGGGAAGAACAGUUAAUGGAAGACAAGAAAAGGAAGAAAGAGGAUAAAAAGAAAAAAGAAGCCACUCAGAAGGUCACGGAACAAAAAACCAAAGUGCCCGAAGUGACGAAACCAAGUUUAAGCCAACCAACGGCCGCCAGCCCAAUUGGCAGCUCUCCAUCGCCACCAGUCAAUGGUGGCAACAAUGCCAAAAGGGUGGCAGUGCCGAACGGACAACCGCCAAGCGCCGCCCGCUACAUGCCUCGGGAGGUGCCUCCGCGAUUCCGUUGCCAGCAGGACCACAAAGUGUUACUAAAACGUGGGCAGCCCCCUCCACCAUCCUGCAUGCUCCUCGGGGGUGGGGCAGGGCCUCCUCCCUCCACAGCACCUGGAGCAAAUCCAAACAACGCACAAGUGACGGGAACGCUGCUGCAGAGUGAGAGUGGGACUGCACCAGAGUCAACCCUUGGAGGUGCUGCUGCUUCAAAUUAUGCAAAUUCCACUUGGGGCCCGGGAGCCUCCUCCAACAACGGCACCUCCCCCAACCCCAUUCACAUCUGGGACAAGGUGAUUGUAGACGGGUCUGACAUGGAAGAGUGGCCUUGUAUUGCCAGCAAAGAUACUGAGUCUUCUUCCGAAAACACCACCGAUAACAACAGUGCCUCGAACCCUGGCUCUGAGAAGAGCACUCUGCCAGGAAGCACCACUAAUAACAAAGGAAAAGGGAGCCAGUGCCAGUCUGCAAGUUCUGGGAACGAAUGUAAUCUUGGGGUCUGGAAAUCUGACCCUAAGUCUAAAUCUAUUCAAUCUUCCAACUCUAUUGCAGAGAGCAACAAUGGACUAGGAAAUUGGAGGAAUGUGAGUGGUCAAGAUAGAAUUGGACCUGGCUCUGGCUUCAGCAACUUUAACCCAAAUAGCAACCCAUCUGCCUGGCCAGCACUGGUUCAAGAAGGAAAUUCUAGGAAAGGGGCAUUGGAAACGGAUACUAGUAAUUCCAGUGCACAGGUUAGCACAGUAGGUCAGGCAUCCAGGGAACAGCAGUCAAAGAUGGAAAAUGCGGGUGUUAAUUUUGUUGUCUCUGGCAGAGAACAGGCUCAAAUUCAUAACACUGAUGGACCAAAAAAUGGAAACACUAACUCCUUGAACUUAAGUUCACCAAACCCCAUGGAGAAUAAGGGAAUGCCCUUUGGAAUGGGCUUGGGGAACGCCUCCAGGAGCACUGAUGCCCCUUCACAAAGCACUGGAGAUCGAAAGACUGGGAGUGUUGGAUCUUGGGGUGCAGCUAGGGGGCCUUCUGGAACUGACACAGCCUCUGGACAAAGCAAUUCUGGAAACAAUGGGAACAAUGGAAAAGAGAGAGAGGACUCCUGGAAAGGAGCUUCUGUUCAGAAGUCAACUGGGUCAAAAAGUGAUUCUUGGGACAAUAACAGGUCUACGGGUGGGUCCUGGAACUUUGGCCCUCAGGACUCUAAUGACAGCAAAUGGGGUGAAGGGAACAAAAUGACAUCUGGGGUCUCUCAGGGAGAAUGGAAACAGCCGACUGGGUCUGAUGAGUUGAAAAUUGGAGAAUGGAGUGGUCCAAACCAACCAAAUUCUAGCACUGGAGCAUGGGACAAUCAAAAGGGCCACCCCCUCCCUGAAAACCAAGGCAAUGCCCAGGCUCCCUGUUGGGGAAGAUCUUCCAGCUCCACAGGAAGUGAAGUUGGAGGUCAAAGCACUGGAAGCAACCACAAAGCAGGAAGUAGUGACAGUCAUAAUUCUGGCCGUCGCUCAUAUAGGCCCACACAUCCUGAUUGUCAGGCUGUCUUGCAGACUCUUUUGAGCCGAACUGAUUUGGACCCCAGGGUGCUCUCAAACACCGGCUGGGGCCAAACUCAAAUUAAGCAGGACACGGUGUGGGAUAUUGAAGAGGUGCCAAGGCCUGAGGGGAAAUCUGACAAAGGAACUGAGGGGUGGGAGAGCGCUGCCACACAGACCAAGAACUCAGGGGGCUGGGGAGAUGCACCCAGCCAAAGCAAUCAAAUGAAGUCUGGAUGGGGGGAGCUCUCAGCCUCUACAGAGUGGAAAGACCCCAAGAACACGGGAGGCUGGAAUGACUAUAAGAACAACAACUCUUCCAAUUGGGGAGGGUGUCGACCAGAUGAAAAGGCAUCUUCCUCUUGGAAUGAGAAUUCCAGCAAGGAUCAGGGGUGGGGAGGUGGGCGCCAGCCCAGUCAAGGAUGGACUUGUGGAAAGAAUGGUUGGGGAGAGGAAAUUGAUCAAGCAAAAAACAGCAAUUGGGAAAGUUCUGCAAGUAAACCUGUGUCUGGGUGGGGCGAAGGAGGGCAGAAUGAAAUUGGAACUUGGGGGAAUGGUGGGAAUGCAAGCCUAGUUUCCAAAGGUGGGUGGGAAGAUUGCAAAAGAUCUCCAGCAUGGACUGAGACAGGCAGACAGCCCAAUUCCUGGAACAAACAGCACCAACAGCAGCCACAGCAGCCACCGCCACCACAACCAGAGGCUUCUGGUUCAUGGGGAGGCCCACCCCCACCACCUCCAGGCAAUGGACGACCUUCCAAUUGCAACUGGAGCAGCGGGCCGCAGCCAGUAACCCCUAAGGAUGAGGAACCCAGUGGUUGGGAAGAGCCAUCCCCACAGUCAAUUAGUAGAAAAAUGGACAUAGAUGAUGGCACUUCAGCAUGGGGAGACCCCAACAGCUAUAACUACAAGAAUGUGAAUCUGUGGGAUAAGAAUGCCCAAGGGGGCCCAGCACCUCGAGAACCAAAUCUGCCUACCCCAAUGACCGGUAAAUCAGCAUCAGUCUGGAGCAAAAGCACACCACCUGCUCCAGAUAAUGGUACUUCAGCUUGGGGUGAGCCAAAUGAAAGCAGUCCUGUGUGGGGCGAAAUGGAUGACACAGGAGCAUCGACCACAGGCUGGGGGAAUGCACCUUCCAACGCUCCAAAUGCCAUGAAACCUAAUUCCAAAUCUAUGCAAGACGGCUGGGGGGAGAGUGACGGGCCAGUGACAGGAACUCGCCAUUCCAGCUGGGAAGAGGAGGAGGAUGGAGGAGUCUGGAACACUGCCGGCUCUCAGGGAAGCGCUUCCUCCCACAACUCAGCGAGCUGGGGACAAGGAGGAAAGAAACAAAUGAAGUGCGCACUAAAAGGAAACAAUGAUUCGUGGAUGAAUCCUAUUGCCAAACAGUUUUCAAAUAUGGGAUUGCUGAAUCAAACUGAAGAUAAUCCAAGCAGCAAAAUGGAUUUGUCUGUAGGGAGCCUUACAGAUAAAAAAUUUGAUGUGGACAAGCGAGCAAUGAAUCUCGGGGAUUUUAAUGAUAUCAUGAGGAAGGAUCGAUCUGGGUUCCGUCCACCUAAUUCCAAAGACAUGGGAACCACAGAUAGUGGGCCUUAUUUUGAGAAGCUGACUUUGCCUUUCUCCAAUCAAGAUGGGUGCCUUGGGGAUGAGGCUCCCUGCUCUCCCUUCUCCCCUUCUCCCAGCUACAAGCUGUCUCCCUCUGGUUCCACACUACCCAACGUCAGCCUUGGAGCAAUCGGCACAGGGCUCAACCCCCAAAACUUCGCUGCUAGACAAGGUGGCAAUCAUGGUUUGUUUGGAAAUAGCACAGCACAAUCGAGAGGUAUGCACACACCAGUGCAGCCACUAAAUUCUUCUCCUAGUCUCCGGGCGCAAGUGCCUCCCCAGUUUAUUUCCCCCCAGGUUUCUGCCUCAGUGCUCAAGCAGUUUCCCAACAGUGGCCUGAAUCCAGGUCUUUUCAAUGUGGGGCCCCAGUUAUCUCCUCAACAAAUUGCCAUGCUGAGCCAGCUUCCACAGAUUCCCCAGUUUCAGUUGGCAUGUCAGCUUCUCUUGCAGCAGCAGCAACAGCAGCAGUUGUUACAGAACCAGAGAAAGAUUUCUCAAGCUGUGCGCCAGCAGCAAGAGCAGCAGCUGGCUCGAAUGGUGAGUGCACUGCAGCAGCAGCAGCAGCAGCAGAGGCAGCCGAGCAUGAAGCAUUCACCGUCUCAUCCCGUCGGGCCCAAGCCACAUCUGGACAACAUGGUACCCAACACUCUGAAUGUGGGGCUCCCAGACCUUCAAACCAAAGGGCCAAUACCUGGAUAUGGUUCCGGCUUCAGCUCUGGCGGCAUGGACUAUGGCAUGGUUGGCGGGAAAGAGGCUGGGACAGAGUCUCGCUUUAAACAGUGGACCUCCAUGAUGGAGGGACUGCCCUCUGUAGCCACACAGGAAGCCAAUAUGCACAAAAAUGGCGCUAUAGUGGCCCCUGGUAAAACCCGAGGAGGGUCACCAUACAACCAGUUUGAUAUCAUCCCAGGUGAUACACUGGGUGGCCAUACGGGUCCUGCUGGUGAUAGCUGGUUACCUGCCAAAUCUCCACCAACAAAUAAAAUCGGAAGUAAAUCCAGCAAUGCCAGUUGGCCUCCAGAAUUCCAACCAGGAGUGCCAUGGAAAGGUAUCCAAAACAUUGACCCUGAAUCUGAUCCCUAUGUCACCCCAGGAAGUGUGCUGGGAGGUACAGCCACAUCUCCCAUUGUAGAUACUGACCACCAACUUCUGCGGGAUAACACCACAGGGUCUAAUUCUUCCCUCAACACCUCGCUGCCUUCACCUGGUGCCUGGCCCUACAGUGCCUCUGACAACUCCUUUACCAACGUUCAUAGCACUUCAGCAAAGUUCCCUGAUUACAAAUCAACAUGGUCCCCAGAUCCCAUAGGACACAACCCCACUCAUCUCUCCAACAAGAUGUGGAAAAACCAUAUUUCCUCAAGGAACACUACACCGCUGCCCCGCCCACCGCCUGGUCUGACCAACCCCAAACCAUCAUCUCCCUGGAGCAGCACAGCACCACGAUCAGUCAGGGGGUGGGGGACACAGGACUCACGGCUUGCCUCGGCCUCUACCUGGAGUGAUGGUGGUUCAGUUCGUCCUAGUUACUGGCUGGUUCUUCAUAAUCUCACUCCUCAGAUUGAUGGGUCAACCUUGAGAACCAUCUGCAUGCAGCAUGGCCCACUGCUGACAUUCCAUCUGAACCUAACCCAGGGCACCGCCCUGAUCCGAUACAGCACCAAACAGGAGGCGGCCAAGGCCCAAACUGCACUGCACAUGUGUGUGUUGGGAAACACUACCAUCCUGGCUGAGUUUGCCACCGAUGAUGAAGUUAGCCGCUUUCUGGCACAAGCUCAGCCCCCUACACCUGCAGCAACCCCAAGCGCACCCGCGGCAGGUUGGCAGUCGCUGGAGACCAGCCAGACCCAGUCAGAUCCCGUCGGACCUGCUCUGAAUCUUUUCGGUGGGUCCACAGGGCUCGGGCAAUGGAGCAGCAGUGCUGGCGGCAGCAGUGGGGCCGAUCUUGCUGGCGCUUCGUUGUGGGGGCCCCCAAACUAUUCUUCUAGCUUGUGGGGAGUCCCAACUGUGGAAGAUCCCCAUAGGAUGGGCAGCCCUGCUCCUUUACUACCUGGUGACCUUCUAGGAGGAGGGUCGGAUUCAAUCUGAACUUUGAACUUUCAACUCUGACCUCGUGACCUUUUUUGGAACAGCAGCAGCACUAACUUGACCUUUUCGUUUUUUUUUUCAACUUGCAAUAAAUACAUUUUUAAAAGGAAAAAAGAAAACGGAGAGAGAAAAAAAAAAAGGUGGGUCAUUGACAGACUGUCUGAGCACAUAGUUGCCUCCCUUAUAACUUCAGUUUUUUCGUUUGGAAUAUGAAUCCAAAAAGAGAACAUAUCACUCUUGAAAUACUUGAAUCAUGAACGCCAACCUAGAAAGACAAUGUGAAGCAAGUACACAUACCAUUUAAAUUUAAACACAAAAAAAUUAAAAAAAUUAGUUUCUAGUUUUUCACUUUUUUCAUGUUAUAUGGAAGUUGUUGCUAAGAAACAUAUAUACUGAAAAAUAGCUUUUUAACUUUGUUUGCACUGGGUGUGUUUCCGUCCUUAGGUCUACCAUGUUUGGGAGGGAGGGGAAUUCAAAAGAAUUGUUGGGGUGGGGGGAGGGAAGACUUGACGGAGCCUCACUUUAAAAACAAAAACAAAAAACCUAAAAAAAAAAAAAGGAAAAAUUUGUGAUUGGCUGGUUGAUAAAUACCAGUGUGUUCUGGCACAUGUAACUGCCCAGGCAUGCUCGUUCUGGUAUGUGUGUGCACGUGUGUUCAUGUGCAUUCGCGUGCAUCCUUCUUUCUGUCUCUGUGUGUGUGUGUGCCUGUGUCCUCUUCUGCCUCCUCCUCCUUCCUGACCCUGAUUUCUCAGAAAGCUGCGUUGCUGACAGUCCGUAGGCUGGCUGGCCGGCCAUCUGCUUUUUACUUUUAUUAUUUUUUUUUUUAACUAUGAGAACACACAAGCACGGAGAGCCACUGCUACUAAAGCAACUCCUGUGGGCUGCAUUAAAAUGAACAGAGUGCUUUUUAAUGAUGAAAGCAGAGAGCUCCUUUGCAUCUGCAAAUUAGCCUGAGUGUGAGUUUUCUCUAGCUUUUCUUUUGACCUAGCAGUAGAGCGGAGCACUGCCAAGUCCAAAAAAUUAGGAGAGCAGGAGGUACCUCUGGGAGCAGCUGUGUGUUUAUUUAUUUCUGUUUUUUAAAACAAGUGGCCACUAGGCACAUCCGAAUCUCUGUUAAGUUUUACGCAGGCCUUUUCGUGACUUUGAAUGGGAACAGAUGAUAAGUUAGUUUUUAAUUAUGUGAUGUCUCGAAAGCAGAAAAUCUGUGUUCCCCUCCUUUCUUGUGUAAUCAGGUAUGAGAAAUUCAUCAGAAAGGUAAUGCUGAAUCCAACAUUUCUAUUCUCUUUUUCAUUUUGUGGAAACAGAAAAAACUAAGUUGUGAGCAGCCUCCUGAAAGCAGCCGCAGCUCCUCCCUCUCUGCUCCUUUCUUGCUGAGCGUUACCUGUGCCAGGCCGUGGCGUGUUACAGCACCAGGCCAUCACUGACAGAAACGUUUACUUAACGAAUGUUCUUAAACCAGUGUGUACUUCAAGCGUUUCCUUUUGUUUCUCUGUGUUGUGUAUUUCCUGUGUAUGUGGUUUUGCUUAGGCAGGUAUAACUUAGCAAAGACUUUUAAGUAUUGCACCUUUUUUUGGUUUUGACCUCUUUUUUUUCCUUAUAAUGUUGCUUUUUUAUUUUGGUAUUUAAAGACUUUUUUUUUUUUUAAAGCAUCAAUGUAGUAGUACUCUGGGCCGAAUAGGAGGCAUCUUUUAAUCCACAGUUAUCACCAACAUGUAUGUACUUAUGUUGGAAUCAAAAUGUAUCAAACUGCUUUUUGUGAAGUUAUAGCAGCCCUGAGGGGGUACCCCUUUAUACAAAGCAGAUGGCGGGUGGGUGGGGGGAGGGGAGUCGUAUGCCGGUAAUGUGCUAGCACUUGUGUGGACAUCCCAUCUGCAUUAUACUGUUUACAUAAAGUGCCGACAUUCUGUACCAGCAAAUACCUGCCCAUUCCAACCCUUGGUGGGAGCAGACCUCUACUGUCCUCCAUAACUUGCUGCUAGUGAGGACAAAGGAGUUUUUCUUUCUUUAGCAUCUUCAGUGAAGGAUAUAACAAUGCCUAAUGUAUUUGACUUUUAGCUUGUGUAUUUGUGUAGGUGGGUGGGUGGGUAUGUAUAGGAACAGGCAAAAACUCAUUCAAGUGGUUUUGUGAGACAAUGGGAAUUCUGUAGUCCUCUCGGCUUACCCUGUUGAUUAUAAACCUAGCCUCUAAAGAGAUUGACAUGCAUAAUUCAAGUGAGCAUUCGCUCAUACAAGUCUUUAUGCACCCUUCGUGGGUAGGUGGUCAAACUUGAGUUGCCAGCGUUGGUUUGGUCCCAUUGGAUGCCUUGUAGAAACUUACUGUGCCCUCCUCCUGCUCUCGGUUUUCAUCACCACCAUGCCCCUUCCACCUCUGCCCACGUACACAGUGUCUCCUCCCAGCCCCACUGACUGCUCUGUGUGAGGAGCAAAACCCUGCCAGGUGGCGAGCUCCAGGUGAAGAGCAGCUGUGCUCAGACAUCUCCAGAAGGCUAACUCUUAGCGGCCCUGGGCCCCCUAGGCGAGGAGCGCGUCCCGAGGCUCCCGAGAGCCAGUGGUGGCCCUGCCGUUCUGGUUUCCUGCCGUGUCCUGCCCCACCCUCCACCCUUCCAGCCUGUUGGUUCCUUGACCUGCACUAUGGGUUAGUUGAGUUCCUUACGAUACUACGGUGAAAGCCGGGUGCUAGAGCCCCUCUUGUUUACAAGACAUACUGAGGGAUUUGAAAUAUGUAAAAUUAGCAUGAGAAGCUAAAAUGUUCUUCCAUCAUAAGCUUAAAGGGAAAAAAUUUAAAACUUUUAAAAAAGACCAAAAAGUGCGUAUAUAUAUACAUAUAUAUAUAUACAUAUAAAUAUAUAUUUUAGAUGAAGACUAACUCUGGGAGCAUUUAACAGUGUUUUUUUGUUUUCGUUUUUAACAUUUAUUUUCCUGCUUUAAAAUUUGCAAGCAUUCUCAGGAAUUCUAGGGUAGGAAGCCAGUUUUUUGAAGAUGGGUUUAUUUAACCGUAUCUUAUCCUAGAUAGACAGCUGUUUCUUUCCUGUUAAUAAACUUUUACAAGUUCCUGAAACUUCAAAAAGUUUAAAAAAUUUUUACGUAAAAAAAUGUAAAAAGAGAAGUCUCCAAACGUUAUUGUCAUACUGGGGAAUCAUACCUUUUAAAACAUGUAGAAAUAAAUAUUUUUUAAAAUGAUCAAUUUAGCAGCAACAGGUAAAUUCAUUAUCUUUAAAAAUAUGGGAGAAGGAUUGAGCUUUAUAAGGGCUCUAUCACGGACUUAUUUGAUAUUGUGUGUAAUUUAAUGGGAGAGUGUUUGGUAUAUAUAAAUGGAAAUUCCAUCACUUUGUUCCUUUCCAUUUAAGACUGAACUGGAAUCUCCCCUACUAAUUUUUAUUUUUGUUAAAGGAACCCUUCUCCCUUCCCCCAGCCCUACCAACAAAAGAAAGGAAGAAAGAAGAAAACAACAGCUUAAAUAAAAGUAACUCUAAUCUGUAAAAUAGUACCGUUGGAUUGCUGAGAAUCUAUGUAAAGAGUUAGGAAAUAUAGGUUAAUAACUUUUGGAACAAAUUUUAAAUAUAGGCAUUACUAGAGGAAAAAUAUCUAUGGACUGUUCUAUUAAUGAAGAAUGUCUGUCUUACCUCCAUUUGUUAUGGCAGGAGGAGAAAAUAAUAGAAUCUAAUAAGGAACAAGUGAUUUUACUUUUUUUUGCUCCCAGCCACUGUUGUGCUCAUUUUAAAUGCUGUUUUAAAGAUCUGCUGCUUAACUAUCCCCGUCCCUCAGCCGGAGAUGUGGAGUGUUUCCUUUCAGUUUUGGGUGAGGUUGAAUUCUCCUUCUGUAUUCCCUCCUGGGGCCCGGGGUCAGAAUUCCCAAGCAUGACCACAGCUUCUUUUAAACAUCUAAGCUUCCCAGCGGGAAAGGAACUCCCACUCGACAGGUACAGGGAGUGGGUGGGGUUGCUGCCUGCAAUUUCUCUAAAACCGCGUUAGUGCCUUCGUACAUACACCCAGGCACCCUAAGCAGGGGAACCCGUGUGUAUGUGCUUGUGGUCCAGACACUCCACGGGCGUUAAGACACUUGCCCGAUAAGGACAUUGGAGUGGUUCUGGACAGGCCCCAAAGGCAAUGGGCUAAAUUUAAAGUAAAUAAACAGAAAUCAAGGAAGUUAAAUAUGCUUUAUGUCUGGAAAAUGUGGAAUGCCAAGGUCCUUCCUUGUGUUGAUGCCCUCCGUUACUGGGCAUUGACUUCUCCAGGUGUGUCAGUGUGACAGCGAGAAUGAUUUGGGAAGUCUCUGUGUCAGGCCAGUAGAAAGGGGUUUGUAUUGUUCUAUUCUUGUCCUUCCUCUCCUCCCUUUCCCUGCCCUUUUUAUUUCUUUUCCUUUUUUUCUUUUAUCAACUUGCUGGAAGCUUUGCUUUUUAUUGGUUGGCAGUGUCUUAAGAACAGGAUAUGGUGAGAUGUAAUGGAAGAGGAAGACUCUGCUUUCCCUGGUAUUCUUUGGCAAGAGCCACGUCUGCUGAGAGGAUAUGCGGCUUCAGAACACUUUAGAAAAUUCAGUGGGAGUGUCUUCUCCUCCACUACAUUCUGGCAUGUGUGCAGAGGCUCGCUAGUCACCUCUCAUUACAUCAAUUUGCUUUAUAAACAUUCUGAUCAUGUAAAUUUGAGCUUUCCAAUUUUUUACUAGUUCCCCUUUAUUUCUUUAAACACUUAUUACUAGUGGCUAGAGGUGUCCAUCUCUCAAACAUCACAAACUUGGUUUCUGUCUACCACAUGAGUAGCCAAAACGAAAGCAGCACUAGUAGGGAAAGGGAUGUCUUCAUCCGACUGGGGACCUCUGCUGGCAAUUGAGAUCCAGUGCCAUUACCUAAUUUUAGGUGUUGCUGGUUUUUUAAAAAAUAGCAAAGUUCUUAUCUCCAAGACACUGUGAAAAAGUGGAUGUGGCAUCUCUGAUCCCUCAGGCCCUAGCCCUUGGUAUUUUUCAUUUACGACAUUCACAGAAGUUAACCAGCAGUGCCGCAGUUAAAGCCCCAAACAGAAUUCUUUCAUCAGUGCCCUCCAGUAAAUCAGCAUUACCCAUAGCCAUUCAAUUUGUUUUAUUUAUAGCAGUUUGCUUUUCUAUUACUAUGGCUCCUGUUCUAAGAACUCUCCCACCUCUUCUGACAUGAAUGUAGCACAAAUUAGCAGGUGGUUCUUCCAAGUUCCUGUGGGUUGACUGUGGUGUAUAAGAUAUGCAACAAAAAAGAACAGAAAAUAAAUUCCUGCCUAAGAAUUUGGAAGAGCUUUUACUAAUACAUCUAGCAGAAACUAAAAUUUCACAGGCUAUUAACUUGUUGCAAAUAUUCACUCUCACUUUCACCACUUUUUGGGAGAGAGAGGGGACAGUUUUUGUAGAGUUAACAGCCAGAUUCCAUAUCGACCUCAGAUGCUGUGUACUUUUUAAUUUUAUUUUUUUAUAUUCUGGCAUCUUGACUCUUUAAACAGAAUGAAUAUGUCUGUGUGCUGAGCAAAAUGUUUCAGCCAAGUCUGUUUUCUUUGCAGUGCAAACAGGAUGUUUUCAGCAGACUUGGCUGUAACAGCCAUCUCUAAGAUUAGGGAACAAUUGAGUCUUUAUGUAAAAAAGGUCCCCUUCUCCCCUGUCCUCAGCAUUCAGAUUCAACAUAUGACACUUUGUAGGUUGUUUUGGAGGGUUUUUUUCUUUUGUUGUAAUUAUCUAUAAGAUCUUUAGCUAGGAGUAGAGACAUAUUUUUAACUGUUAAAAAAUUAUCAGACUUUUUCUUCUCCAGUAUUUUUGCCAAGUUUUUGUCGACACUUCCUGUCUAUGCAUUAACUACACUUCUUGGUGUUAUUGCAAAAAGGAAUCUUACUGUUUUCCCUUCUAUGAGUGUACAACAACCAGGCCGCAUGCGAUAGUGCAAAUGAACAUAGUCUAGCCUGUGUGUAUACAGUGAAUUGUCAAUCUUUGACCUCAGCAUCAUUCAAAAAAUAGGGUGCCCUUGCCCUUACCCUCUGCUGCACCCCAUGUCCCACCCCCUCUGCUUUCUUAUCUGCAAGUACAGGGUGUCCACACAGUCUAGAAACAGACAAAUACACCUAAUGUUGUCAAGGAUAUUCUCAACCUGUCAAAAACAAGAUAUAUAUAGUUUCACAGUUAGACCAUACCCUGUAGUAUGGUCGGUAGGUUCAUGGCCAGUGCCAAAGGUGUGUGUAUUUUCAGAGGUGGUUCCCACUUGUCAACGAUAGUGUUUUCUUGACCUUAAAAUUUGACAAAGGAGGUGCUGGCAUCACAUUCUUUAGAUUUGAAAUAAUUAUCAACUUCCAAAUCUGUGAACAUUGUAAUAACUUAAAAAUUGAACGUUGGCCCUCCCUACCCCAUACAGAAUGCCUCCUCCUACCCACACCGCCAAAGCAAAGAGGCCACGAGCACCUACAGGAUGGUGAAGGGAACACUGAUCAGGAAAGAGCUACUCCCCACCGGCUGGGCAUCCAUGCUGUCCUGCGGGUGGUCACUCUGACUAGAUCUGGAGUGAUUACCCAGUGUUCUAACAUUUGAGUGAUUUUUAAACUGUCAAUCUCUUGUAGUAACCUGCUACCACCACCAAAAAUAGCAAAAGUGACCGAAACUGCCAGUGUUUGCCUCACAGAAUUUCCAUCGUUCCCUUUUCAGUUAGCUAUACACCUGAAUUUGUUUUUAACAAGAAAUUGCACACCAGGAGAAAUGGUACUACCCUGGUCAGGGGGCCUCUGCAAGACUCAGUCUUGGGUCUUCAUUCUGCCAACACUUGUUUUGAUCAUGGGAGGGGAAAGGUCAGAUAAAGGCAAGAAAUGUUCUGUUUUAAAUUUUAAAAAAAGUGUUUCCCUAGUAAAUCAUUGCUUUGGAAAUAAAAUCCCAGUUGACCCAUUUUGAGGCAAUAUUAAGAAGUUGGGACUGUGUUUUUAAAAAGUAAAAUUCCUUUUUACAACUAAUAGUGAGCAGCAAAAGACGAUCGGUGAGGGUAGCUAGCAAUACUGUGGUGGCGUUGUGAAGGGCGCUCCUUUCCCUCCUCCUCGCCUGCCCUCUUGGACCGCAUGCGGAGGUGGCAGUCCUCCUGGGGCUGCUGAAAGGCGUGCACGCUCCUCAGAGGGUGGGCUUGGAAGAGGCGGCCAGAGUGAGGUGGAGCAGCCUUCCUGCAGGACCAGCCUGACAGCAGAGCUUUACGGAGAGCAAGAUGGGUGUCCUACAUGUGUUCGCCAAAAAUGAAAAGGGGAGGUACUUAUACGAGACCAAGGAAAAAAAACCUUUGGAACCAUUAGGUUACAUACCUUUUAAAGGUAGUAUAGUUUCUCACUAAGUGAUGCCUUCAGCAUACACUUAAUUUCGGGGUAAGUUAGAAUAAAUGUGUUUAAAACACCACCUCUACCCCCCCCCCUUUUUUUUAAAUUUUGUCCAAGGAAUUAAUGACUUAUGUGUAGUAUUUCUGAAUGUGCCUUUGUGAGUCCAGCGACCAUUAGGAUAAAACGGAAACGUGGUCAGCCUAGUCUGUAGGGAAGUCAGCGUUUCUCCUGGCAGUCUCCGGGGCAGCUGUUUGAGUGUUCAUUAGCAUCCGUGUUGCACAGUGUGGGGUGUGGGAGAGGCUCUGGGACCUGGGAGAGGGGCAGUGAGGUGAUGGUGCACAGGCGACAGAGACCUCGGUUAGUCCAGGAGUGCAGGUUGAAUUUAUUAUCUGCAUUACCUAGUUUUCUUCGUGUAUGUGUGUGUGUGUGUGUGUGCACGUCUGGUUGUUUUACUUUUUGUUUUUCUGUAAGCACUGGAGAGCUGAAAUAUGGUGAUGUUUGUGACACAUUCAUGCAUGUCAAGACGGCGUUUUCCCAGCGUCUGUGUGCAGAGCGGGCAGCGCAGUCCCACCCUCUGAGUCUGUGUCCUGAGAAGGCGAUUCUUUUCCCAAAUGGAAGUCACUUCAUGUUGCUGUUUCUGCGAACAGGGUAUUACACACAAGGAAAAGGCUUUGGAAAGAGUAAGAUUGAAGUGUUUGAGAAAGAAAAGAGAAAAAUCUGAAAUCAUAUUUUAUUUCUUCAGAACUAUUUUAGCUAAAACAUAGAAACCUGCAGCGUGUCUUCAUUUGUUUUUAUUUGUUUUAAACGAUUCCACCUCUUCUCCCUACUCCCGACCUUCUAAAGAAAUAUCAAGUGCAAACUAAGGGCCAUUUCCAUAGUUCCUCAGAGCUCCCCAAAGAGGAAACCAGUCCCUCCCGCAGGAUUCCUUCCGCUUCCUUCAGCUUCAUUCAGGAAGACAAAGGGAGGAGAGAUGCUGCCGCUCUCUGUGCUUCACUCUCAUUCCUCUCUAAUGGCCUUGAAAUGUAUUAUUAUGCAAAUGUGAAUUUUGAUACUGAAUUUAAGAAGAGGUUGUUGGGUUUUUUUCUUUUUUCAAAAAAAAAAGGUCCCGUACGUGGUCAUCAUUGCUUCUUUAUUUUGUAACGUGAAUUGUAACUAUGCAUUCUGCAAAAGGGGGGAGGAGAGGGCAGAAAGGGGAAGGAAGUAGCUUUGCAUCUUAUUCUAUGGUUUCUGUGUCCAUGGUAUCCCACGUCCUGGCGGGGAAGGGCAGUGAGAGCAAGAAGCGGUAAAGGUCUGCACAGCGAAGUGCAGAGACCUCUGGGUCCUCCUGUGGGCGCUGGCAGGCCUGGCGGCCAGCAAAACCAGUAUGGUACAGGAUUCUCCGUCCUAGCCGUGCAGUGUUAACCCAGGGCCACCGUGGGGUCCCGGAGGCUCCGGUGUUCUCUGGAAAAAAGUACUCAUCCUUCUCUGAAUUCAGAACCCUUUCAAGCUCAGGAAACCAUGUCUCACUCGUGCUGACUUUAAAGUUCAUCUUAUGUCAACUUCAAAAACCUCCUCCUCCUCCUCUCUCCUUUUUAAUUUUUUGUUCUUCCUUCUUAAUCAUGUUUAAGUGAACUUAGUUAUAAGGAAACUGUCUUGCUCUAAGGGAACGAGGAUUGUUGCUUGGCAGGCAAAAAGGAUUCUCUGCCCCAUCCACUACCCCUCAGCCAAACGUGAUCUCUCGGCUUCCCUGGCGUGCAUUAAGCUGCGCAUAGCUAGCGAGCAGCGAGGUGUUUGCCACGGGAAAGCCAGCAGCCUUCUCUGUCCUAACAGAAUUCUUUUGUGGAUCUUGCCUGUGGUGAAUCGUGGCACCUGCAUUGCUCUGGUCUAGGCAUUAUUUGCAACACACAGUGUCGUACACAGGAGAUGGUUUCGCCCGUGUUCAGUGUUCCACGCAGCAGCUCUUGUCCACAGUACUGUAACGAGCCACAGACUUGACCACAGUCUCCAGGUGCCCAGGCGAGGCUGCACGGGCACGAUCUUAUCAGGGUUCCAAUCUGUUAAGAUUGCCUUCAGACAAACACACAAAAACAAAACCAACAAAAAAAUUAAAAUCCUGACGUUUCAACUGUCUAACACAAAAUAAUACCUCGAGGUACAUUUCCCCUGCAGUAUAGGCCUUGACUCCCCUCUCCUUUUCUGACAGCAGUGGGUCAUCCUUUUGAAAAUAUGAACAUGUAAAUAGCAGGAUAACUUUUAUAAUUUUUUUUGCUGUGAAAGUACCCCUAAAAUAUGAUACUUUUCUUUUUUAAGUCAUCAGAAGUUUUGGAUCUUAUUCUUCAUAUUUAAGAAGAGAAAGCAGAACCGGUCAGGGUGUGGACUUGCAUUUGUGGGCUGGUGUUCCCUCCAUCGCCCCCCAUUCAGUGACGGCAGGCCAGUGUCUGAAGCCUGUUUUGAGUAGAUGCCAUCUAUUCCAGCCUUCUCUCUCCAGGUGCGGAGAGUCUGAACUUCUCUCUUCUGGAAGCAGAAUGUGUUCCGUGGGAGACCUUGAGCUCUCGACCUUUUUUGAUUCACACACACACACACACACACACACACACACACACACACAGUAACCGAGUAGCAUUCUGUAGUUCAGGAAGGGAAUUAGUCCCCGGCAUUUCGGUUUGGCGCUGUAGAAUUUAUAGCCUUGUCAUCUUGGGAUACGCCGGACAUGUUUUGAUUUGUUACUUACACAGAAGCUCAUCUGAGAUGUGCAGACAGCCACCCUGCCCUGAAAGGCUUGUGCACCCUCAGACACUGCCCCCUCCAUGAGGCUUGGCUGGCGUUAGGUAGAGGGACAUAAGUUUAACAAAUGCUGCUUGUAGGGUCCGUCAGCUACUGUGCUCUUAGAUUUGGCCACUUCCGAGGUAGGGUCGGAACCGCUUCUUCACAAACACCCCCUUACCUCCAUCUUAGAGACAAACCCUGUAUCUGUCAAGAAGCCCUUUUUAGUUUUAACGUGUAUAGUGACGACUUCCUUUGAGGGGAAGAAGCUUGAUUAUAAAUGCAUGUAUGUUCACCACUCGCCUUCUGAUUUUGGCUAUGUUGACCUUAGGAUCUGAUUUCUGUUUGUUUGGAGACCUCUUUUCCAUCAGUCUCCUUCCUCUGACCCCUCGAGAGUUCUUCCUGCCCUUAUCCCUCUACAAUCCUCCCAAAGGGCUUUGCUGAUCUCUGCACUUCUUCCCUGGGGCACUCACUCCCCCACCACCACCUUUGCACACACACCCGUGACCAAAGUGUGUCCAGUGAUCUCACAGAAGACAUCAAAAAUGGUGCCUGCACCACGAAUGUGCUCACAGAGACACGUGCACAAGGAUCCUGCACCCUUGGCCUUAACCUCAGUAUGACUUAAGGUGCAGGAACGUUUUUAACAGGUUUUAAAAUAAAAUACCCAUCUGGGAGGUGGGGGGAGGUGGGGGAGGCAGACACACGAGCUCAGCUGUGCCUACUCCUGACUCUCACUAUUUGCUUACAACUUCAAAUUCUGUGCCCACCCUACUCCCAUCCUUGUUCUGAGUUACCAAAAACAGACAAAAGCAACCUGAGGAGAGAUUUCUGGACUAUUUUGUCUUUCUCCAUGUAGAUGGAGAUAUAAAUGCUGCUUUGGGUUCCAUAAUCUUAGGGGGCUAUGUUUACAGAGUAAAAUACAUCCUACCAAAUCAGGAAACUGAAUAUUGGAACCUCUGCAGUGAGAGUUAGGUCCCUGAUGGUGAACAAGAGAAUCGAGGGGCUGGGGGGUGCAGAGGAGGACAGACGGAGAAGUCCCAUUUCAAUGACUUGUGACAUAGUGCUCCCUUCCUCCGUUCUCCUCCCUUCACUGCUCUCCUUGCCCCUUUGAACAGAAGGUGCAGAGAAGGGCAUCAGAAAGAGGCUAGACUUUUAAAAGGCAGCUUUCCGACUUUGCACACAAACAGGUAACAGGAAGGUACAGUAAAAAUCCUCUCAUCUGAAACUGUCGGCAGAAACAACCUGUAACAUGACUGAAUAGCUGCACAACAUUGAUGCUCUCUCUGCAGGUUACCUAGAAGUGUUUUGUUUUUCUUAUACUUGAAAUAGCUUUUACAAUGUUAUUUUGGUGGCUUUCUUUCCUCUCUUCCAGUGGGCAAUGGAGAAAGUGGAUGAUGGGAUUUAAGGAAGUUUGAGGGGAGAAAAGGAAGGAUAUGGCAUUCUUUUUUUUUUUUCUUCUCCUUAAACAUAGAGGUUUAAUCAAACUCCCAUAUGUUGAAAUUGCUCCUCAUAUUACUGGUUUUACAUGGACACAGAAACUAGGCACUUUAGAGGUGCACUUGCAUGGCAGGCUGGGCCCCCCCCCUUUUCUACAUUUUAUUUUACUUUUUUAGUAUAGUGGUACUUAAAAUCACUGGUUCACUUAAAAAACAAACAAUAAAAUGUUAAACUCUACUAAUGUACAAAUAAGCUGAAAAGUUGCAUUUUAUGUGUAUUUUUUGCCAUAGCAGGUACUGUAUUUCUCAUGCUGGAUUUCAAAAACAAAAAAAAAAAAAAUCAAAAACAAAAAAACUAAAGGGUGGUGUUUUAUUGGAUUGUGACAGGUUGAAUAAUAAGGAAUUAAGUCUUCGUCAUUUCAUUAAAGCUGAGAGAUGAUGUAAUGCAUAUAUAAGAGUUUUCUGAAGGGUUUUUUUGGGCUUUUAAACAGCUUAUUUUUGUUUUUGUUUAGUAUUUUAUUUUAUUUUGGAAAGAUAUGAUUGUAUUAUGUGCAACUCAGUUGCUUACAUUAUAACUACAAAAUAUUUUUGGGUUCCUGGAAAAAAAAAAGAAAAAAGACUAAUAAAUGUGUUUGGCUGCUAAGCA